UGGUUUUAUUGUGAGAGGCGCGUCCCCUGCUUCUCUGCGCCAGUGAACACAAAAUGGCCGCCAUUUCUUAUAAGGAAAAGCGUCAAAUGUGUCGCUACCACCCUAGACAGUCGAAGUUUAGUGUCUUGUAACCAAACUUUAUAGUUUUUACACGGCAAGUGUAGUCUCGGAUGUGAUUCUUAUGCCGUAUUUUUCCCAGUACACUGUUUACCGAGUACAAAGGAGUCACGUGACCACGGGCGAACCCGCCAUUUUGUUGAUAUGGCUUCAGUGCAGCGGCAGUACCGCAAACUGACACAGAGGGCACCGGUCUAUGCUCACUCACUGCAACCAAUGGCUAAUUAACACACAGCAAAACAAUCAAGGGCCUCCAACACACCAUGGCUGUGCAGUAUUCCCUAAUGCCUGAACAGUCAAGUGUUCAUGCAAGAAAUUGCUUUUCUUUUGGACAAAGGAGGCAUCAGCUCUAGGAACACCAUCUCCAGCGGGCGAUCUCUGCUCAGCAGGUGUAUGGGGAGAAGAGGGAUAACAUGGUGAUUCCUGUCCCAGAGGCUGAGAGCAACAUCGCCUACUAUGAGUCCCUCUACCCGGGGGACUUCAAGAUGCCCAAACAGCUUAUUCACAUACAACCGUUCAGUCUGGACACGGAGCAGCCAGAUUUUGAUCUGGACUCUGAUGACGACACAUUUGUAAAUAAGCUGAAGAAAAGGAUGGACGUGGGAGCCCUGCAGUUUGAAGAAAUGAUUGACCGACUGGAGAAAGGCAGUGGAAAGCAGCCGGUGUCUCUGCAGGAGGCCAAGCUCUUGUUGAAGGAGGAUGAUGAAUUGAUAAAGGAGGUGUUUGAGUACUGGAGCAUGAAAAGGAAAGUCUGUCAGAGUGGCACUUUCAUCCCUGUUGUCAAACAGGAGAAGCGUGACAGCUCCAGCACUAGUGACCCCUACAUUGCCUUCAGACGCAGGACGGAGAAGAUGCAGACCAGAAAGAAUCGGAAGAAUGAUGAAGCUUCUUACGAGAAGAUGCUGAAGCUCCGUAGGGACCUGAGCCGAGCAGUUACAAUCCUGGAGAUGAUCAAGAGGCGAGAGAAGAGCAAAAGAGAGUUGCUGCACCUCACGCUUGAGAUCGUAGAGAAGAGGAACAGUAUGUCUGAUUUUGGAGGGGAGGUGAUGGCAGAGGUUCUGGCUCAGAGAGCUCUGGAGAAGCCGGUCAUCCCGCUGAUACCAAUCACCAACAGCACCCAGUACAGACACACAGAGCAUGACCGGGACUACAAGAGCAAGGUGGAUAAGCCAGAGGUUGUACGGCAGAAGAGGAAGUAUGAGAAGAAGGCAAAGCCGUUGCCCUUGGCAGGCUCCGCCCACUCAGGACUGGCUGUUUUUAAUGCUAAAGACCUCAAUCAGUAUGACUUUCCAAGCUCAGAUGACGAACCCUCCCAGAUGUUCUCUGGUUCUUCAGAGGUUGAGGAGGAGAAUGAUCCAGAUGGUGUGUUUGCUUUCCGGAGGAGAACAGGCUGUCAGUAUCAUGCUGUGCAUUCAGGAAGCACAGGGGAUUGGCCCUGGGCAGACCCAACGGAGGGUGGGAUAGGAGAUGUGCGGUAUCGCUAUUCUCUCACCAUGCUCACGGUGCCACGGCGAUGCCUGGGAUUGGCACGGCGGCGAGUAGGCAGAGGGGGCAGGGUGUUAUUGGACCGAGCCCACUCUGAUUGGGAUUCUGUGUAUCAUGGGCUGGACCCGGAUUCCCCCGUGUUCCCUUCACUGUCUCCCAGCCCGCAGCCCAGCACGGAUACCUCACAAACCAGCACAGAUACCUCUGCCCCCUCCUCAUCUCCACUUGACCUCACACAACUCCUGCUCAACAUCAAAGCCUGUCGCUGGAGGCAUUUCAAGCCUCGGACGGCACCGCCAGACGACCCCGACAAUCCUGAGCACUGGUCCGCAAGGAGACCCCAUCGUGGCUUCCUCAUCCGCCCAAUCAGCACGCUUCGAAGACGGGGAGGCCCCGUCUCCACCCGACCACCUGCACCAGCUUUCAAUGCGGAGCAGUACCAGCAACACCAGGAGCAGCUCGCACUGAUGCAGAAACAACAACUUGAACAGGUCCAACUACAGCUGCAGACCGGCAGCACAGCAGUCACACACAACCCACAGAGUAUAGUGUCAAAGACGAUAGACGCUGCCAGCGCUCAGUUUGCUGCAUCUGCGCUGGUGUCCCCUGACCAGCUGAUGGCACUAAAAAGUAAAGAGGAGGGAGUUGGUGUCAAUGGAGUCGUCUCUGCUUCUGGUGUAUAUAAGGGCUUACAUUACACAAGCUCUGCAGUGUCCAUCCAUCCGUCUGCUGGCCCUACCUCCCCUUCUGCCACCACUAACAACGGAACCUCCUCGACCAAUCAUCAUGUCAGCACGACCGGCCCUGCCCCUGCUCAAGCACUGAUGGGCGGGGCUGUGAGAGUGAGCGUUCCCUCACCAGCAGGCACCUUGAGUGUGCAACAGCUGCUCACUGUUCCCACCUCUGCCCUAAAACUUGCUGCCAAUGCUAACAGACCCAUCCCGAAGGUCACCACCGGGUCAGCUACCCUCGACAUGGGGCUUAGGGAAAAUCACGAUCAAGAAAAACCUCCCUUAAACAGUCUUACAGACAACACAGUCGCCAUGGAGGUUACGUAGCCCCGCCCCUUGAACUUUCUCACACCACCCUUCAAUCGAGGCGUCUCCUUUAGGUGCUAUGCAUCGUAGCGACGCUGUUUCUCCAUGGCAGCCGUUGGGACUUAAUUGCAAUGCUCUUUUUUUUUUUUUUUUCCCAAUAUGUUUUUGUUACUUUUAAUAAGAUAUCAACAUCUGUAAAUUAUGAAAUACAAAAAUUAUUCUAUGUACAUACAUAUUUGUAAUACACCCCUUGUAUAUAACAUUACUUGAAUACAGAAAUUGUUCAUUUGUGAUGUUUUACACUUGGGGAAAAGAAUCUGAAUUUUGCAUUGUGUGUGUGUGUGUGUGUGUAAGAGAUUGUGAAUGUUAGCUGUUUGUGUGAGUGUAUGUCACAUGCAUGGUGCAAAACCUGCUGUUUUUAUCUAUUUAUUGUGAGGUGUUUACAAUUUAGUUUUUUCAUAAAUUCUUAUUUUUAAUACACUGUAACCUCCUGGGUUUCUGUGCCGUGUGUCUGCGAGUGUAGUUAACAGUUUUAUGUGAACAUCUCUUGUUGGAAAAAGCAGCAGGGGUUUCUCUCACUCACUGUCUCUUUCUCAUGUGGCUGCUCUCACUCCACUCAAGCACUAUUUUUUAUUUUGUUUUUUAUCAAUGCUGCUUUUGUAUGAUUUCUAAAAAAACAACUUUUUUUUUAAUCAGAAUCUGAUAGCCCCUUUUGUUUCAUUUAGGAGUUUGUAAAGCUCUAGAAAAUAGGUUUAUUUUCAUUACCUCUUAUGAUGACUGAUUGUAUGUCCCCUGUGCUGAGCAGCGAGUUUCUGUGUGUAACACAUUCAUAAGGGAAGAGGACUACAGUGUCAUCUCAGUACGUGGUUUUUUUUGUUUUUUUUCCAUCAGCAUUCCACUUUAUAUGAAAAUAAGGAUAAUGAACACAAAUAACUUUGUUUCCUGUAAGACUUUAUGGUGGUGCCCUUCCAGUGGUGCCAGCAUGAGCUCUCUUCUGUGAAGAGGACGGUACCUCACAAGGCUACUCGUAGUUGUUGUUUGUAUGUACCACAAUCUGAAUGCCCGUUCCAAUGGCAUCAUCCAUCUGAGGUGUUUUUUUUUUUUGUUUGUUUGUUUUUUAUGUCCCACCUGGAAGAAUGAAUAAUUAAAAAAAACAAACUUAUAUGAAUUUUUUUUUAAUAAACCCAGGGCAUUAAGUGUUUGACCAGCACAGUUAGUCAUUUGUCUUUGACGUGUGUGAAUUUCUACAGCUUUUUUAUUUUUCUUUUAACAGUUUUAAGCAAACUUCUGCACAGGCACCUGUGGAUCAAAAUAUCUUUUGUUUCGAUGUUAAAAUAAUU
Messenger RNA from Xyrauchen texanus (razorback sucker), 3979 nucleotides. RefSeq names its product enhancer of polycomb homolog 1-like. Gene Ontology annotation, cellular component: piccolo histone acetyltransferase complex. Gene Ontology annotation, biological process: regulation of transcription by RNA polymerase II. The transcript has 14 exons. Bases 531 to 2660 code for a protein of 709 amino acids. Lineage: Eukaryota; Metazoa; Chordata; Actinopteri; Cypriniformes; Catostomidae. The record is from RefSeq and is a predicted model, not a curated record.